GCAAUUUGAAGUUCUCUCGGGGGGUAUAUAAGCAUCUGAAACAUCGACAGUGUAUCCGUGGUCGACGAAAGGAAUUCAGUCUGCAACAUCUUCGUGUUGAAAAAUCAGCAUCAUGAGGGUUACACUCGUUUCGGUUCUUGUGCUCUCCUUGCUGGGCAUCUGUUGCGCCUGGUCUGUGAGGAAAUUCCCUGAGGCUCUCCAAGACGUGAAGAGGAGUGACUCCAGCAGCAGUAGCGAGGAAUCGUCUGAGUCAUCGAGCAGCGAGUGGAGUGACUCUUCGGAGAGCAGUGAGGAGACGACUACGAGCGAAACGACCACAGCGGAACUGACAACCACAGCGGAUGAGACAACCACAGCGGAUGGGACAACCACAGCGGAAGAGACAACCACAGCGGAAGAGACAACCACAGCGGAAGAGACAACCACAGCGACCCCUUGAGUAUAAAGCUCGAGUUACCC
Penaeus indicus is the source of this 459-nucleotide messenger RNA. RefSeq names its product osteocalcin 2-like. Bases 113 to 439 code for a protein of 108 amino acids. The transcript is spliced from 5 exons. The record is from RefSeq and is a predicted model, not a curated record. Lineage: Eukaryota; Metazoa; Arthropoda; Malacostraca; Decapoda; Penaeidae.